CGGGGGGACGCUGAGAUGGUCAGAGGGCUGGAGGCCGGGGGCGCGGUGCACGCUGGGGUUUGUAGUCGCGGCGGGACCGCGGUGCAGGGCGGGAGUUGUGGUCUCGCCCGGCCAAGCGGGGGGCGCGGCCCCUCCUCACAGAUCCCAGCGGGACGAGCCCGGCGGCCGCAUCCACAGGGUUUGCUGCUGUGUGUGCAUGUUGGAACAGGCAGGCUCAGGGCUUCCAAAGCAGCCACAGAAGUAAUCUUAAAUGUUCCUGAAACUAGGGUGAGUCCAUUGGAAAAUGGCUUGCAAGUAGCUUCUGAAGACUCUGGACUCUCAACAUGCACAGUUGGACUUUGGAUUGAUGCUGGAAGCAGGUAUGAAAAUGAGAAGAACAAUGGGACUGCUCACUUCCUUGAGCAUAUGGCUUUCAAGGGAACAAAAAAGAGGUCUCAGUUAGACCUUGAGCUAGAGAUUGAGAACAUGGGAGCUCAUCUGAAUGCAUAUACUUCCAGGGAACAAACUGUGUAUUAUGCCAAGGCUUUUUCAAAAGACUUACCAAGAGCUGUGGAAAUCCUUGCUGACAUAAUUCAGAACAGCACCCUGGGAGAAGCAGAGAUUGAGCGUGAGCGAGGAGUUAUCCUUCGGGAGAUGCAAGAAGUUGAAACCAAUUUGCAGGAAGUUGUCUUUGAUUACCUUCACGCCACAGCCUAUCAGAAAACAGCCCUAGGACGGACAAUUUUAGGACCCACUGAAAACAUCAAAUCCAUAAAUCGUAAUGACUUGGUGGAGUAUAUAACAACACAUUACAAAGGACCCAGAAUGGUCCUGGCUGCUGCUGGAGGGGUCUGUCAUGAUGAACUGCUUGACCUAGCAAAGUGCCAUUUUGGUAACUUGCCAUCUGCUCCAGAAGGAGGACUGCCACCCCUGCCACCUUGUAGCUUCACAGGUAGUGAGAUUCGAAUCCGGGAUGACAAGAUGCCCCUGGCCCACCUGGCCAUAGCUGUGGAAGCAGCUGGCUGGUCAGACCCGGAUACAAUCCCACUCAUGGUAGCCAAUACUCUGAUAGGUAACUGGGAUCGUUCCUUUGGAGGAGGCGUGCAGAAUUUAUCCAGUAAGCUUGCUCAGAUUGCCUGCCACGGUAACCUGUGUCACAGUUUCCAGUCCUUCAACACCUGCUAUACUGACACAGGGCUGUGGGGACUCUAUAUGGUCUGUGAGCCAUCUACUAUUCAGGACAUGGUGCACUUUGUUCAGAGAGAAUGGAUAAGACUUUGCACAAGUGUUACAGAAAAUGAAGUAGCUCGAGCGAAAAAUCUUCUAAAGACAAAUAUGCUGCUACAACUUGAUGGGUCUACACCAAUCUGUGAAGACAUUGGAAGACAAAUGCUGUGCUAUAAGCGCCGAAUCCCAAUUCCAGAACUUGAGGCGAGAAUUGAUGCUAUUGAUGCCCAGACUAUUAGAGAGAUCUGCACAAAGUACAUCUGUGAUAAGCAUCCUGCCGUUGCUGCUGUCGGUCCAAUUGAACAACUCCCAGAGUAUAGCAAAAUCUGCAGUGGCAUGUAUUGGCGCCGUGAGUAGUGAAUAACAAGAACUUUCAGUAUAUUUGAGCUUUUGGAAAAAAAAAAAAAAAGAAAGAGAAAACCAAUAAAAAAACCCAAAACAAAACAAAAAACCUUCCACCAAGCAACUACACCCCUGUUUAAAGCUUUUGAGUUGUAUUUGAGAAGAUUAAAUCUCAAGAACCAGCCACUCCUGUGUCUGUAUACUGAAAAAAGGAAUGGAAACAUGUACAGUAUUUGCAUUUUUAUUACAAAACAAAGAUUGUCAGUAAGAGUCAUUUCUUGACUUUAGUAGCAUUCAUCACUUGUUCUUGAGCAGCUUUCUUUGCCUUGACCAUUUCAACGAGUUCCUGGAGAGUUGGGGGGAAAAAAACCACACCACACAAUUAAAUUAAACAUGGAACGUGUUAACAAUGCUAGGGUUUUGAACCCUACAUAUAUUCACUGUGAAACACUCUCACUCUCAACAUAGUGACAAAUCUACAUAGUUUAAUACUGUGAAGCAAUUUCUCUUAGGAACAAAUCAGUUGAUGGAAGGUCAAUGCUCAUCUACCUCCCCUGUAGUAGGAACUUUACCUGCAGGAUAGGGAUAGGACUUUACUGUCUACAAGAGCUUGGUGUCAAAUUGUAAGACAGAUUUCCUGAGACAGACUUUCCUUCCCAGAUUCCAGAGCCACUACUUUCACCAAGGAACAUUUAGUCCUUAAAGCUCUUCAGGGGUUGAGUUACCAAAAAUAAAAAAAAGUUUCUCCAUAAGGUUCCAUCAGUUUGCUGCUGUCAGAGACUAUCUCUGGUAGGCAGUGCAACAGUAAAAGCAAAGGAUUCUAUCAAGACCUGGGCUGAUGACAGUCCCAGGAGAGGUGAGGUCCCUUACCUUGUAUCGCUUCAUGCAGUCUUUUUUUGACCGGCCUGGAACAGCUGCUGCUAUUUUCUCCCAUCUUUCGGGAGUAUUUACUGGAUAAGUCUUCAAUGCUUGUUCUAAAAGUUUUUGUUCUUCUGUAGUCCAAGGGGAUGAAUCUAAAGGUGAUCCUGUUUUUUAAAUGCAAAAAUGACAGUAAGAGAAAUAUUGUAAAAUCUAUUUAGUUGAUUUAAAAUCCAUGCAGUUUUGAAAAGCCCAAAAAAACAACCAACCCUGAAGCUGACUGGACAAGUGACCCUCAGGAUCUUUAGAUAAAGCAUGGGGAAGUUAGAAGGGAGCAUCUUUUGUUGUCAGCUGAGUGUUAGAUUGCUGUAGCUGCCCUCUUAAGGCACAGCACUAGGGCAGCAAUGUAGGUUUUCCUUUUGCAUUUCAGUAAGGAACACUCAGUAAGGAAACAGCCUUCUGUAAGUGUCUGGAAAACUUGAUGGGAGGUGUUUGGGGUUUCACAGGAGACCAAAAGCUGUAUGAUGAUCCUGUAUCUCAAGUGCAUCCCCUCAAGCUUGUUCUUCCCUGAAAGUGUAACACCCUCUGAGGAACAGAUGAUCUCAGCACCAGACUUGACCUGUUGCCUCACCAGGAAGCAUUUCAGACUGUCACUGUGUAGGUCACUGUGGGGUGUAUUGUGUGUACCAGAAACGCUGAAAUCCAGCACCAGAACCUGGAUCACUUUCUAUGUUUGUAAGCAAGUCUUGAGUCUGGGUUACUUCCUUUCUAAGAGGCACAGGGGAGACAAGUCUGUAAGGGCUCCCUUUUCAGCUUUACCUUCAAAUCGUUCCGAGGGGGCAGCACUGUCCAUCUGAGGCACCACACCGUGUUCUUUUUUAAAUUUGUCAAAUGCUUUCUUGUUUAUGUCAUCUUUUUGAUGAGGGUCUAUGAGCAACAGACAUUGAAGAGAAAAAUUACUGCAACAGUUAAAGCCACAUGUAAUAAUAAAAACAUUGUGUAGCAGAUUACUAGUUUACAAUAAUCACAUAAUUAAAACUAUUCCUACUUCCUUUAAAACAAUGGUAAAGAGGUUGGUAGAUUAAAAAAACCAAUCUUUUAGGGUCCAAUAAACUUUGCUCAAAGUGUCAGGCUCUCCAACCCCUAUCCUGCUUUAUACUGCUCAGAGGAAUACUUGUUCCAUAUAAUCUUAAGCCUGAAUCUGCAAUUUCAGAGAAAUCCAGAAGGAUUAUUCUCUCAAGUAAUGGCUCCUGCACAAAACUCACGUAUUAUCCAGGGUACGAGCGUGUCAGAGGGGCAGGAACACUGGGGAAGUUCAGGCAGGUGGUUUGGAAUGGAGAAGCCUCUUAAAAACUUUGUGCAAUUUUUUUUUUCCUCCUGUAGUGAAAUAUGUAAUUUCCUUAAGACCUUAUUCCAGAGCUCUCUAGGCUUCAUUUAUCAUUUUAUUAUUAUUCAUUUUCAAAGAAGAGAUGAGCCACAUUAAUUUAGGUGUCUUACUCUGGUGUUUUUAAAGUAUCUCUAAAGCUUAAUCACUUCCUUUUAUUUUAGAUGCCUUCCUUUGUAGGGAGCUUUUCCAGAGGCCCACUUGUCUCUGGCUGAGCCCAGGCAAUGCAUGUGGCCCACAGACAUCUGAGCAUCCAGCUACAGUGAGACUCUUCCUGAGAGUCACUCAUGAGGUGGUAACUUACACAAAAACCAUUGGGCUGAAAACACUGAAUCACAUAAAUGCUCCUCUAAAUCUUCCAUCUGAACUACACUUCUGUGGGGAUAUACAGAAGAUUUUCUCAGAAACACAAAGCCAUUUGAAAAAAAAAUCCAGCUGUGCAGAAGCAUGCAGAAUAUCUUAUUGCAAAAAUAAGGUAAUAUAGAUACCAAGCUUUUGAAGGCUCUUGGCUUUAUUGAUGACAUCUUUUGCUGUUCGUUUUAUUCCAGUAGUAGAGUGCAAGUUCAUGUAAUUGGCAAUAACUUCCCACCUAAAUCAAGAACAGAAAGGGUAAACCAGCAUAUUACAUAAUUAUCUUCAUACAAGUGAUGGUCAAGCUCCUGUACACAUUUUAUAUCAAAUCCUAAGUAAGUUUAAUCAUACUUAAAUACAUAUAAAAUGUCAGGGUAACUAUUUCUGGAAAGUUACUAACUGAAGAAUUCAGUCAGUUGAGUGAACUUUAGCUGCCAAUACAGAAAAAGGAUGGGGUAGAAUGUAGGUGAGUGCAAACCUCUGAUCUUCAAAAUUCUGCUCAGAUGUUGCUUUUCUGAAUUCCCUGAACACCUCUGACAUUAAAUACUGCAGGGUGCACUCAAGGGCUGAGAAGUUACUAAUCCUGUGUCCACUGCUCCCCAGAAGGCCUAAACAUCAAGUAAAGGGGCUUAAGCAGGAAAGAGCUAGAACAGCCCUAUAGCCCCAGAACUAUUGCUAGUGCAUUCUUAGAAAAUGGAAAGCAAUGUUUGCACCUGAUCAGGCAGGAGGAUGGGGUCUAGGCCUGUGCUCUCAGUGAGCACUGACUGCUGAGCUGCAGAAACAGGCACUGCUAUUGUCUCCAGAGAGUAUGGCAGCUUUUAUUUAUUUUUUUUAAAGUAUACCUCUAAGCCUUGUAAUUGGGGCCUCAAAUCCCAAGUGGAAGAAGGCAUUUCAUUCCUGGGAAAGAGCAGAAUUUAAGGCAUACUCCUGUUCUUCAUGCUUAUCAGUAAGCUGAUUGCCAGUGCUGCUUUCUGUAAAUCCCAACCUUUCCCUUUCCCCCGGCUCUGCCCUAAGGAAAGCUGGGGCACUUAUCUCUCUGCAUGGUUUCCUCUGACCAUGUAGAGGAGAAAGCAGCCUCAUAUUCAUUGUGGAGCUACUGGAAGUAGCUUACACACUUGUAUUCCUACCCAGCUGCAUCCCAGUCACUGUUCCAGUUUUGUUCUCUACGUUAACAACUGGAGCCUACCCUGGAGUAAGCCCUGUGCAAACAUGCACCUCAGCACCAUCUUGGUAAUGGACUGAGGCCCCAGUCUGGGGGAAAUAAUACAGGGCCAGAGCUAACUCCAGUGACACAUAAAGCAUGGUACUAAGGGAAAACAAACCACUGGCUGCUAAGAGUCAAGGAAAAGGAGGAAAUUUAGGGAGUCCUCAUACUGACACCAUACUUAGGAGGGUCUGAAAGUAAGUGGUAUUAUGCUUGUUAUUUAAUUAAAAAUUGUUAGUAGGGAUUUUAGCACCAAUCCCGAGGAGUACCUUGAGUUAGUCCCUGCUGGAAAGAGGUUCACAGCUUUAAUUAACAACUGUAAGUCAUCUUCUGGCCAAUUUUUGCUUCCCCCUCCACCACCAGUGGUUGACUUUUCUGAACUCUUUGUUGCUUGGCGCAUACGAGCUUCUGCCUCUUCUUUCUCUCGCCUUAUUUGUUCAUUUAUUUCUUCUAUCUAAGGAUUGUAAAUAAGCAUUAUUUAUUUAUUUAUUGAAUUUUUACAUUUCACAGUGACACAACCCCCUCUCUCUGGAAUCACUCUGAGCCUUGAAUUCUGCUUAGUUUCUGUUCUGUACAUGAUACAUAAGGAAAUGGAGGUGCUUAUCUGCUCCUGUAUUAUUUCCCUCCAUCCCAUGCAUAAAUUUGGCCAUCUCAGAUUAGGAGUUCAGAAAUCCAUCACAAGUUCCCUAGGAAAUUACAUGAAAACUCCUAGAAUUAAAGCAAAACUUCAGAUCCUAGUGUGAAUGUCCAGGCUAACACCUGACUUAGAGGGACAGAUCCACAAAAGUAAUAAAAGCCUAAAUUGACCAGUGAGGGCAGUGAAACAUCCAUGUUGAAUACACUGAUUCCCAAAUCUUCCAACCGAACUGCUCUCUAAGCCUGGUUAUGUCAGAAAUUCUCAGUUACAACAGUUGUAGUAAGUUAGUAACUAAAAUCUGGGUUGUUGCAGUUAAUGCUAAGAGUUUACUCAGAGUUAGAUGGCCAGGUGUAGUUUGUUAGCAAGCAGUUCAGCAGAAUUUAAGUUACCCAUUGCACAUCUUUGUGACCUGUAAUCACAUCUCGAGAAUGUGGUGUGACACAUCUUUAAUUAUCUGCUUCCCACUUCAGUCUUGGCAAUAUUAAAGGAGCUGUGCACUGACCCCUGUUGGCAGAUUGCCCAAAAUAGGUUUCUCACUCUCUGUCUCAAAAUCCUUCUGGCAAAAGGAAAGUUAUCUGGCAGAUAAUUUUUAUUAAUGCAGAAAUGGAAUAGUUUUAACAGACAGAAAGGGGACUGUCCUGUGUUUGGAACACUCUCCUGGAGAAUGGAAGAUUGAAUUCAGUCCCCUACAGAGUACAAAGGAUUUAAGUUGACUGGUGAGUAAACCUGACCCUGGGAUGGGGGCAGAUCCCCACCAGGAAAGAAAGUUCAGAGCAGUGAAACACACUGGGUGAGAGAAAGCAACUUACUCUUUCUGCAGGAUGUAGGUUCAGCCUUUUUAGUUCAAAUGGCUUUUCCCUGCUGGCAGGUUUAGGCAGAUCCUUGCUGAGUUUUGUAAACCUCAAUUGCAAGUGUCUUGCUUUUUCCAUUGUUUGGUAUCCAACCCACUGGUCCUUCCAAUGCCUACAGCCUGCAGCACUGAAGUCCUUUUGUGGAUCUAGCCCCAGGUCAGGGAUACUAGGCUAGGAUUUUUCUUGCAUAACAGAAUAGGUUAAGACUGCCCUCCUUCCCUCGAGGUAACUUCUACCCGUUGUUGGGCAAAAUAAAAUUCCUCUACUGCUUCUGAAUAAAAGUGGAUUAAUUUCCCCAGAAGUGAACUGCACUGACUAAAAUGGAGCAGAGAUCACACUGCCUGGGGACUCUGAAACUCGAGUCUGUGUUUAACAAGCAGGAUUCCACAGCAGCUAUGUUGUAUCUUACUUCGAUUCAGUCAUGUUGAUUCCACAAUUCAUUCUGUUAUUUUGAUUUGACACUCAGCAUAAUUACCUGUUUUACUACAGCCGCCUUUCCUCCUUCCCUUGUUGUGGAUGUAAGUGCUUCAUUCAAGCAUUGCAGACUAAAAAUAAAUUAUUAAGUUACAACGGAGAGCUAGUGGAAAGAUGGGUAUCAAAAUGAGCAGAAAGCAGCAGCAGGAGGACUUACCUUGCCAGCUCAAGGCGAUCACAAAGCUUUUCCACCUCCUCCAUCAUUUUAACACAAUCUGCCUCAUUAUCAGAAAAGUAAUUCCAGUUCUGGAAGCAGAAAUACAUGUUCUACAAAGUUCUUGAACUUUAUUGUCCUGUUCCUUCAGCCAAAGGCUUAACACACAGCAUCCUUCAGCCACUGCUGUGUUUGGACCUAUUUGGUCAGCUUUACUCAUAACUCAAAAGCAUUUAAGUAUGUGUUUUAGUGCUUUGGUUUUUAGUAAACCCACUUUCCAUACCCAUCUCCAGCCCUAAGGACAGGCAAACACGUGAUACAGUCUAAUCUAAACACACACAGUAAUUUCACUGACGUAACUUGUAUUUCAUCAUAAUUAUAUUUAAUACCUUGCACGUUGUUCUCAGUUUUUGCCUUUCUUUCUUGAUUGCUUUCUUCUGUAUCUCUUUUUCCUUUUUUGCUAGUAAUGCUUGCUGCCUAACUUCUUCUUCCUCCUUUUCUUUUGCUAACCGUGCUGCUUCUAAUUCUGCUUGUCUUUGCUGCAAUCAAAAGGGAAAAAAAACCCAAACAAGUAAAAAACCCUCAACAAAUCACACUGUUACAAGGUCAUUCAGUCAUCUAAUAUUAAAAUGUUUUGGUUUUGGUGUGGAUACAGUUUUGUUUGUUUGUUUUGGUGGGGUUUGUUUUAAAAUGCAUCAAUACUUUAAUGUUUGGUUUUCCAAGAAUUUUGAAGGAAGGUGAUGAAACAUAUAGCAGUUGGCAUUGAGUAAUUAAUUAGUUGAGGCAUUAAUUAAGUACCCUAAGUAUGCACUGUGAGGACCCCCAGAUUAUAAAUCCUCACUUCAUCUGCAAUGAAGAUGUAGAACUGCGUGAAAUUUCCUAUGGCUGCCUCAGGAAUAUAAGCUUGGAAAAAUGCAGUGGUCCGGCUUUUCUCUGCAUCACUAUUAAUAUAGUAUUUUGCAGUGUUCCAGCACUGUCUUUCAAGUUACUUUUUAGCAUCUUACAGCUCCCUUUCAUUCCUAUACUUUCAAAGCCACCUUUUCCAAACUGUUAAUAUUAAUCAGAUAUGUUGCAUUACCUCAAAGUGUUUCAUACCAACUGACCACUCCCAUUCCACACACACAAGGCAAACAGCCAUGUCCAUUUUAUGAAAAUGCAAAGUAGAGCACAGAACUUAACACCUGCCUCGAAACCAGAGGAAGUGUAUGCAACGACAGAAUUCAGUUUUAGAAGAUCUUUUGUUUCAGAUCUGCAUUCCUUGUUUCCAUCUCAUUCUCAAAAGGCUGUCAGUCUUGCCCUGCCUGCUGCACAGGCAAAGACAAUUCAUCGUUAAACCCACUGUGUUUCUAACAGUAGCUCCUAACACAACUAGAAGCUGAAGCAGUGGAUCAGGUAUGAACGAACCAGGGUUUUUCAAUCUAAAUAAAGUUGUUAACUUA
Molecule: messenger RNA, 8900 nt
Organism: Pipra filicauda (Wire-tailed manakin)
Lineage: Eukaryota; Metazoa; Chordata; Aves; Passeriformes; Pipridae
Gene: PMPCB
Product: peptidase, mitochondrial processing subunit beta
Exons: 13
Coding region: 16-1563 (515 amino acids)
Cellular component (GO): mitochondrion
Molecular function (GO): metal ion binding; metalloendopeptidase activity
Source: RefSeq, a predicted model, not a curated record